Saimiri boliviensis boliviensis (Bolivian squirrel monkey) is the source of this 697-nucleotide messenger RNA. RefSeq names its product translocase of outer mitochondrial membrane 6 (gene TOMM6). The record is from RefSeq and is a predicted model, not a curated record. Gene Ontology annotation, cellular component: mitochondrion; mitochondrial outer membrane translocase complex. Lineage: Eukaryota; Metazoa; Chordata; Mammalia; Primates; Cebidae.
CUCUUCCGCUGUCGGACUAAGCGAACAGCGUCCCCUGCCGGCCGGUGGCUAUCGGAAGUGCCAGACCGGAGGUGCGUCAUCCUCCGGCGACGCCAAUACGGUUCCUCCAACGAGGUUCGUGCGAAGCUUCCUAUUAUGGCUUCCAGCGGGGUGCCGGUGAACACUGCCGGCUCGGCUAAUGAAACCCCCGAAAUACCGGACAACGUGGGAGAUUGGCUUCGGGGCGUCUACCGCUUUGCCACGGAUAGGAAUGACUUUCGGAGGAACUUGAUUCUCAAUUUGGGACUCUUUGCUGCGGGAGUUUGGCUGGCCAGGAACUUGAGUGACAUUGACCUCAUGGCACCUCAGCCAGGGGUGUAGCCAAAUAGACAAAUGGAAUCCUGUGCUGAACCUGAACCUUCCAAAAAACAGCCUACAGUCUGUGACCAUCACAAGAUGUGCCCUGAUGGCAGCUGAAGUUUGAUUCAGAUGGGCACUUUCCUUCUCUUAUCCCUGCCUAGUUUCCUUUUGUUCCUUGAGUCCACGCAGAAUUCCAUUCUCUGGUCAGCAGACAAGUUUAAGCUAAAGUAUUGCCUCUGUUCUGUAAAGUUCUGUACAAAGUUCCUAAGCUUCUCCAGGGGGUGAUCUUUGUUCUUGUCCUGAUAAAUAACAAUGCUGUUUUAACAGACAUUUGAAAUAAAUACUGCACAUAAAGACA